This is a messenger RNA of Toxotes jaculatrix (banded archerfish), 1371 nucleotides long. RefSeq names its product proenkephalin-A-like. Gene Ontology annotation, cellular component: axon terminus; dendrite; neuronal cell body. Gene Ontology annotation, biological process: chemical synaptic transmission; sensory perception; neuropeptide signaling pathway. NCBI's taxonomy places the organism in Eukaryota, Metazoa, Chordata, Actinopteri, Toxotidae. Gene Ontology annotation, molecular function: opioid receptor binding. The coding region runs from base 372 to 1115 and encodes 247 amino acids. The record is from RefSeq and is a predicted model, not a curated record. The transcript is spliced from 3 exons.
CUGACUCCACAGGAGUUGAACGGCUGUUUGUUUCCUCGCUUUAACCGGUGACACCCCGUACGGCACGGUCCGGUACUUCGCUCUGUGUCACGGAAAAAACGGAGACAGAGCGCAGACAGUCAGAGAGAGAGAGAGUGAGAGAGAGAGGGGAGAGAAAAGCGCCGCGCGCGUGUGUCUAUGUGUGUUUGCUGAUUGGCUGAACCGUGACCGCUCUGCCCACCGUGUGCCACACAGGGAGCCGCGCGCACAUAUAUAGGGUGCACAAACUCGAGGCACGCAACAGUUUCCCACUCCGCCGGUACCCCAGAGGGCACGCGCGGACGAGGAAGGCGCAGAACGGCUGUAGUAUCGUUUGAAAUAACGCAGAGUCCAUGGCUGCCCCCGCACACAGCAGUUGUAUGUGGAUGUUGGUUCUGGGCGCGUGUGUGUCACUGGUGGUCGGAAUAGACUGCGGGAAGGAGUGUGCACUGUGUGUGUACCGUCUGUUGGGACAGCAGUCUGGUUUCUCCUCCCUGACAUGCUCACUUGAGUGCGACGGUGGGUUGGACAGCCAGAAGCUCCGCCUGUGCCGGGACCUCCUAUUGGAGGAAGAAAACCACAUUCCUCUGGAUGCUGACUCCCGUCAGCAGCAGGAACAGGAAGCAGCAGGUGCCAUGAUGGCUGACAGUGAGGAUGCCACAUCACCAGAACACCAGCUAGCCAAGAAGUACGGCGGCUUCAUGAAGCGCUAUGGUGGUUUCAUGUCUCGCCGCUCGUCCUCUCCAGAGGGAGAACUGGAGGAUCCUGGAAACAAGGACGAGGAAGAAAACGUUCGCUUGGAGAUCCUAAAGAUCCUUAACGCGGCGGCCGAGCACGGUGGUGAGGGAGACGGUCAGGGAGGUGAAGCGAUGAAGAGGUACGGAGGCUUCAUGCGUCGAGCUGAAGGAGGGGUGGCGCAGAGCGACCUGCUUGAGGCAGUGUUAGGCCGUGGGCUCAAGAAGCGCUAUGGAGGGUUCAUGAGGCGCGUGGGCAGGCCUGAGUGGCUAGUGGACAGCAGCAAGAGUGGGGGGGUGUUGAAACGAGCUUGGGAGAACGGCAGUGAGCUACAGAAGAGGUACGGGGGGUUCAUGGACUAGGAUGCCACCGUUAUGACCCUUCAACCCCCCCCUCCCAUCCCUCCAACCCCUUCUCUUCAACCAAUCACCUUGUAGUCUGGACUUGUUGGUGUCUGAAUCAGCUGCUCACUCCCUCUGCUAAUCACAUUGCAUCACCUGGCUUUGUAUAACGUGCUGCUGCCUCCUUCAUCAGAUCAAUCUGUCCUAUAAUGAUAAAAAAAAAAGAUAAACAUAUAUUGUUCAGAUGUACACAAAUCAUUUUUUGGUCUGUUUUUGG